AUGGCAAACAACUCCAGCCGCCUUCCUUAUGAAGCAUGUCUGAUCCCGAACCUUCCUGAAGAAAUCCAGCAUCGAGUGAGAGACAUUAGUAACUAUGUUGUGCGACCGCUGUACAUGCUGUUUGCCGUCAUGGCAUUUGUUUGUAAUGCGCUGAUCUGCGUCACUGUAGCACGAACUAAAUCUCUUCAACGUCCUUCGCUGCUGACGCUGUGUAGCUUGUCGGUUACUGAUUUGUUAUAUGCUCUGUUUUCUCUGUAUAUGGGCACAAAAACAGUAUUAAGCGAGCACAUGUGUCUCGGCAAAGCGGGCCCCGAGGAAAGGGCCAUGAAUGUCUUGAGUAGCUUAGCAACCCUUGGCACUCUAGCAGUAAUCAGCAGAGAUCGUUAUUUGGCCGUGACAAAACCCUGGUGGUAUCGUAGUCACGUAAACACAUCACGUGCUAUUAAGAUAUCUUGUAUACCUUGGAUAAUCAGCGUGGCUUUAACAUUUGUCCACAUAGUUUACUUUGUCUACAAGUUUGACGGCGGAUACAAGCAACUUGCACACACCAUCCCCCUAGUGUAUUAUUGUGUUUGUUUCGUUAUCAUCAUUUCUAGUCAUCUUGGUAUAUAUCUUAAGAAAUCUCCAACAGUUGGAAUAAGAGAGAUACAGGCGGUAAUGAAGAGAGAAAAGAAAUCAGCUGCCACUAUUAGAUUGAUCUUGUUGGUAUUGUUGUUAACCUUCCUUCCAGCUCUCCCGUGGCCAAUAGUUUUAGGACUGAAAGGUAUAGACAAUGUUGGACCGUAUCGUCCUUUCAUAUCUUUCCUUUUCACCGUGGAUACGCUUGUGAAUCCUUUGUUGAACUUUGGUCGUAGUAAGGAUAUGCGCAGAGCGGUAAAAGGUUUAUUUAGGUGCUACCAGCACGUGCAACAACAGCAACAACAGCAACAGCAACAACAGCAGCAUUUCCAAUCAAGUUCAGGAAUCGAGAAUACAUUAACUGUAACGACAGGCAUGUAA
Molecule: messenger RNA, 999 nt
Organism: Orbicella faveolata
Lineage: Eukaryota; Metazoa; Cnidaria; Anthozoa; Scleractinia; Merulinidae
Product: adrenocorticotropic hormone receptor-like
Source: RefSeq, a predicted model, not a curated record